UGUAGCUAAGCUAAGCUGACGGUGGUUGUUUCUCCUGCAGAUCCUCUGAGCGGUGUGAUCGAAGGAAUCAGUGCCGGCAUGUUCCUCAUCGUGAUGAUGGUGGGAGUCACCGCUCUGCUCGUGUGCAGACAGAAGGCUCGUAAAGUUGUGGAGGAGAGAGCUACAGUCAGAAUGAGUGUGAGGAGAGAGAGACCCACAUCAGGAGUUCACCUGGGGGUCAGAGGUAACCGUCGGAUCUCAAGUCCCAUCAAGAUCCAGAACUUUGAGAGCCACUACAGCAAACUGCAGGCCGACUCCAACUACCUGCUGUCAGCGGAGUACGAGGACCUGAAGGACGUGGGUCGGAAUCAGCCUUUGGACUCGGCUCUGCUGCCGGAGAACCGUGGCAAGAACCGAUACAACAACAUCCUGCCCUACGACUCCACCAGGGUGAAGCUGUCUUACGUGGACGAUGAUCCGUGCUCCGACUACAUCAACGCCAGCUACAUCCCUGGAAAUAAUUUCCGUCGGGAGUAUAUCGCCACGCAGGGUCCUCUGCCGGGAACCAAAGAUGAUUUCUGGAAGAUGGUUUGGGAGCAGAAUGUCCACAACAUCGUGAUGGUGACUCAGUGUGUGGAGAAAGGCAGGGUGAGUAAAUUAAACACCAGGUGUAGUCGGGGUGAGGGCUGCUGACUGUACCUGUGUAAA
Morone saxatilis (striped sea-bass) is the source of this 687-nucleotide messenger RNA. Its product is annotated as receptor-type tyrosine-protein phosphatase beta-like. The coding region runs from base 79 to 672 and encodes 197 amino acids. The transcript is spliced from 6 exons. Gene Ontology annotation, molecular function: cadherin binding; protein tyrosine phosphatase activity. The record is from RefSeq and is a predicted model, not a curated record. Lineage: Eukaryota; Metazoa; Chordata; Actinopteri; Moronidae. Gene Ontology annotation, biological process: protein dephosphorylation; angiogenesis.